Molecule: messenger RNA, 939 nt
Organism: Ichthyophthirius multifiliis
Lineage: Eukaryota; Ciliophora; Oligohymenophorea; Hymenostomatida
Exons: 2
Biological process (GO): negative regulation of centriole replication; protein autoubiquitination
Cellular component (GO): aggresome; peroxisome
Molecular function (GO): ubiquitin protein ligase activity; zinc ion binding; ubiquitin protein ligase binding
Source: RefSeq, a predicted model, not a curated record
AUGAUCAAAUAUAUUUUAAAUUUAAAAAAUAAAAUAAAAAAAAGAUUAAGAUUAUGUUUAAGACAUAAUUUACCUUUAAAAUAUUAUUGUGAAACUUACGAAGAAUUAAUUUGUGAUUAAUGUACAAUAUAAGGUCCACAUAAUACUCAAGUUAUAAAAUAAAAAAUAAAUAAUAAAAUAUAUAUAUAAUAGUUACAUAGAAUAAGUACUUUAUAAGACGCAUUUAAUAGAAGAGCCUCAAAAAUAAGUUACGCAAUCGAAAACAAUUUAGUAGAAAAAAGCAAAUUAUUAAAAGCCUAACUUCAUAGAGUUGAAUAUAGAAUGGAAGAAAUUUAAUAUAUAACAUCUAUAAUAGAAAGAGACUCAAGAGUUGAAUUUGGUGGAAUUUUAGAGCGUUUAAAUAAUGCCGAAGGGACUAAAUUAUCUUUACUUUUAUAUGAUAUUGAAUAAUUAUAAAGAUUUCUUAAUAAAAUAAAUGAAUUAGGUUAAUCUUUUUAUGAUUUAACUAAAGAACCAGUUAAUUAUAUCCCAUUUUUAAGACAAGCUAGGAAAAUAUGGGAAGAUUGCAAUCAAUAUAUUUAAAAACCUAUAUAGACUUAAAUUAAUGUUUAUCCUUAUGAUUUACCUAAAGAAUUUUAAGAAAUAAAAGCUUAACUUAAAUAAAUUGACGCUAAUGAUGCUUUGAUUAAUUUAAAAGAUGAAAUUAUAUGGAAACUUAUUUAAGAAGGAAAUGAAAAAGAAAGUUUUAAAAGUGUUUAGGAAUUUGAAGAAUAAAUGAAUAACGAAAUUUAAGAAUGGGCCAAAUUAGCUGAAGUUUAAACUGAAAAAUUAUAAAAAUUUUAAUUAGUUUGCUCUUUUUGUAAUAAAAAUUUAGAAGAAAAAAAUGUUAAUAAAUCUUGUUCAGAAAAUAAAAAUCCGUAUAAUCCUUCAUGUAAUUGA